This is a messenger RNA of Paralichthys olivaceus (Japanese flounder), 7846 nucleotides long. RefSeq names its product CREB regulated transcription coactivator 1b (gene crtc1b). Lineage: Eukaryota; Metazoa; Chordata; Actinopteri; Pleuronectiformes; Paralichthyidae. The record is from RefSeq and is a predicted model, not a curated record. Gene Ontology annotation, biological process: positive regulation of transcription by RNA polymerase II; protein homotetramerization. Gene Ontology annotation, cellular component: cytoplasm; nucleus. Gene Ontology annotation, molecular function: cAMP response element binding protein binding.
ACAACAACAACACCUCCUCCACCACCUCCUCCUCCGACUGUGCGUGAUGACGACAGCACUCGGCCGCGGCGUGGUGCGUAACGUAACAUUCCAUUGAGAAGAAGAGGGAAAGAUGGCGUCCUCUAACAAUCCUCGCAAAUUUAGCGAAAAAAUCGCUCUGCACAACCAGAAGCAGGCGGAGGAGACCGCGGCGUUCGAGGAGGUCAUGAAGGAGCUGAACAUCACCAGAGCUGCCCGGUUGCAGUUACAGAAGACCCAGUAUUUGCAACUAGGGCAGAAUCGUGGACAGUACUAUGGAGGCUCACUGCCCAAUGUCAAUCAGAUUGGAAAUGGCAACAUUGACCUGCCUUUUCAGAACUCGGUGCUGGAUACCAGUCGAACAACCAGGCACCACGGGCUGGUGGAGCGCGUUUACCGUGACCGGAACCGCAUCACAUCUCCUCACCGCCGGCCGCUGUCAGUCGACAAACAUGGACGCCAAAUUGACAGCUGUCCUUACAGCUCAGUUUACCUCUCACCACCGCCAGACACUAGCUGGAGAAGGACAAAUUCAGACUCUGCCUUACACCAGAGCGCCAUGAAUCCGAAGCCCCAGGAGGUGUUUGCAGGGGGAUCACAGGAGCUGCAGCCUAAACGAGUACUGCUGCUAACAGUGCCCGGGAUGGACGACUCAGAGUCGAAUGCCGUCAAAGAUGCACAGAAACAGUUGUGGAAUGACAAGAAGGAUGAUGGGUCAAAGCCCAACACAUGUGAUGUCCCUGGAAUCAAUAUAUUCCCAUCACCAGACCAGGAAUUGAACCCGUCUGUGCUCCCAGCUGCACACAACACCGGCGGUUCGCUGCCUGACCUGACCAACAUCCAGUUCCCUCCUCCACUGUCCACUCCGCUGGACCCCGAGGACACUGUGGCCUUCCCCUCCCUCAGCUCGUCCAACAGCACGGGCAGCCUGACCACCAACCUCACCCACCUGGGCAUCAGCGCAGCAAGUCACGGGAUCCCCACCUCCUCUCAGCCCACCAUGACUGUAACGGCACAGCGCCGGCAACCUCCUGUGGUGCCGCUCACCCUCACCUCAGACCUCCAUCUCCAACAGUCACCACAGCAGUUCUCACCCACCCUGUCCUCACCGGUCAACAUCACACAGACCAUACCAACAGAGUCAUUGACCCUGGAGCAGCUUGCCCAGUAUCCCCUGUUCAACCAGUUGACGGCUCAGGCCCAGGUUCAGCUGCUCAGCGACCUGCAGAAGCAGCAGCAAGCCCUGUCGCAGGGCAUCCAGCUCAUCACUUUCCCUUCUCCAGCCUCCACUGGCACCGCCACUGCCAGCAGCCCCUCCCCAGACAGCCAGAGCCAGACAACCGCCAGCAUCAGCAUCAGCUCGUACCGCAAUCAGACUGGCUCACCAGCCACUCAGUCUCCAACCUCCCCAGUCUCCAAUCAAGGCUUCUCCCCCGGCGGCUCACCUCAACACAUCCCUGUAGUGGGCAGUAUAUUUGGCGACUCCUUCUAUGAUCAGCAGUUGACAUCGAGGCAGACCAAUGCACUUUCUCACCAGCUGGAGCAGUUCAACAUGAUCGAGAACCCCAUCAGCUCCGCCAGCCUUUACAACCAGUGCUCCACCCUCAACUACACACAGGCGGCCAUGAUGGGCCUCACUGGCAGCAGCCUGCAGGACUCUCAGCAGCUCGGCUACAGUAGCCACAGCAACAUCCCCAAUAUCAUCCUCACAGUCACAGGUGAGUCUCCUCCGAGCCUCUCCAAAGAGCUGACCAACUCUCUGGCUGGUGUUGGAGAUGUCAGCUUCGACACAGACUCUCAGUUUCCUCUGGACGAGCUGAAGAUCGACCCGCUCACCCUGGACGGACUGCACAUGCUCAACGACCCCGACAUGGUGCUCGCCGACCCUGCCACCGAGGACACGUUCAGGAUGGACAGGCUGUAACGUUAGAGGCUGACUGUGGCCAAUAACAAGAAGAGGAGAAAAAAAACACACACUAACUUGUGAAUGGCGAGAAACAAAGGGCAGGAAGAACCCUCUCCCUCGUUGCAUGGCUGUCCAGCUGUCCGACCUCGUCCUCAUCUCCGUGAAGCCCUUUGAAACGACGCGCCACCAAAAGACAGCAGGGAAUAAGACAUCCAGUGGCUUGCUGGGGAAUGGCCUCCCUGUCCAUUUGAAUGAGAUUGGUCGCUCAGAGCUUUCGCUAGCCUGCUGUGUUUACAGUGUACCAUUACAUGCCACAUUUAUUCCAAACGCACAUUUGACCAUUUUUUCCUCCACUUAAGUAUUUAUUUAUAUUUGCUCGUAGCAGGAAGCUGCUCAGACAUUGGGCUAAACCGUUUCCAGUUAUAACGGCUGCUGUUCAAAAAAAAGAAAAAAAAACCAUCCGGUUUGCUUGUGCCUGGCGAUCAGGUGAAUUGGUUUUCCCAUCAUGUUGUAACAGCUUUCUAUUUCACACUCAAAGCUUUAUUUUUGACAACCAAAAGUUAUUUUCAUCAUGUACUGUAUGUUUUGAUGCUUUAUGUAUUUAUAUGUUCUAUUUAUUUAUUUGGUUAAAGAUUUUAUAUUCUAUUUCAUAAUUUAAAUUUGAUGCCAAAAUGCUCUCUGUAAGCAUAGUGUAAAAUUGCACUGAUGUAAUUUGUGUCAAUUUAUUAAUCACUAACAUAUUUAUAUAUGUGUUUGUUAAGCUACUUGGUUAAUGAAGGAGUGCAAAACCUCCCCAUAGUUGCUCUUCGGUGUUAGAUGUGCCGUUCUCCGACGGAGGCACGUGGUAGACGUCGCCAUGCUGCCGCCCAACGCUUAAAUCAAAGCAUCGUAGUUUCCAGAAAUGGAUUGGUCUUACGCCACUGAAAUUAUUUUUUAUCUGAGAAAAUCAUCAGGUAUUUCUAUUCAACUAGAAUGCGCGAGAAACGCGUCCAAAUUAAUGUUCUGCAGGUAAAAAGCCAAUACACGUUCAGACCGACGCCGUCUGUUUUUAAACCAGAGAACACUAAAAUCUCAAAUCUUUUGAAGUCGUCACUGUGAAAUCACCUGAUUUUGCCUUACAUGAGUGUUCUACUGUUCUACUUAAGUGUCUAACGUGACAGCGUAUUUUCGUAACUUACUGUAACAUUUCGUGUAUUUGAGAGGAACUUAACUUUUGAUCAGUGAUACUUGUGGUUCUGUUGUGUAAGGUUUGGCAAAUCAAUGUACUGUAUUUUGUAGCGGUACAGUUUAUAGCCAAAUUGUCAAUGUUUUUUAAAGUGGGGCAAAAAAAAACUUAAAAAAAUUCCACGGAUGGGUUUGAAGUAUUUGAGAAGCGGUGCAAUUAUGGGGAGGCUUUUUCGCUCCUUAACAGGGAAGCUCUAACAAAAAUGCUGCUGAUCUUUGCCUCAUCAAUAACAAAGUACUCUACAGAGUACAGAGAUUUUAACGGUCGAUUGUAGGAAAUAAUUAAACGCCUUCAAAUGGUUGUAUCCAUAAGAUGCAAUCUUACAAUUUCAGAGUUUAUGAAUAUAAGGUUAUUUUUUGUCUUAUUAUUAAAGUGAAUGGAGUACAUAAAGGUUCUGUAUAAGAAAGAAUGAGUGUAUUUAUAUAUUUAAAGUACUUUAUGCAAUUUUUCUGCCAGCAACAAGAUCGGCCUUGUUCUAUUCAGUGUUGCAAACACCUAAAAUGUUCACAACAACAGUCGAGUCAAAAAGUGUUUACGCCACAAGUUCCGUCUGAAACCGUAAAUGUACUCGCAUCGUCACUAACUUUGUCCAUGACACACAUGUCUCUUUUGCCAAAAUGUAAUUGUAAAAAACAAUUGUGUCAAAUUUAAAAAAUGCACCUCUGAUUUCAGACUGCUUCGGCCUUUUGUCAGAGUUUCCCUGAGAGUCGUGUGUAGGUCUGUGGGAUCAUGUUUGGUAUAUUGUAAUGUUUGUGUACAGACGUGCUAAUCACUUACUCACCUAAAGCGCUGUUGGGAAGAAUUCCCAACCUCCCGCCUCCCCCUUCUUCUUCUUCUUCUUCUUCUUCUUCUUCCCGAAAAGGAAUCACGUUUGGUUUUACUGCCCACCUCCACACUUAGUGUUUCUCAACUGCUGUGCUCCUCCAUGAAAAGUUUUGUUUGCCUUCGACAGAUCUGUGAUUCCUAUGCAAAUAAGACAAAAAAAAAUCCACCUCCUGAUGUUUUAUUGUUUGACACAUUCCCGAAGUUAAGCUGGAUUUAUUCUUCUGAAGUGGUUUGUUGAUGGAGACAGAGGCUUAGUAUCUAUAAUUACAGCUGCAUGUAGAGAUGUGAUCAGUCUGCUUGUGUUCUCUGUGACAUGGUGCCAAAGGUUGAACAUGGUAGAAAUGGUUAUUGAGGACAACAUGGAGAGAAGAGAUUCAUUAUCAUCUCCUCUUGGAAGUAGCUUGAUAUAUUUAUAUUGUGAUCAUGUGGCACCAGUCCAGUGCUGACUGUCUGUCCACCAUGAUUGUAUGGUGUUUUUUUAUCUUUGUUCAAGAGCGAGGUCUUUUAGUUUGAGAGCAGAACUUUUUGAUUUUACCGUCAGAUUUUCUCCCCCUGCUUGUGCUUGGAUUUCAGUCACUGGACAAAUUAGUCUUUUGAGAUGAAGCUGCAGCUUCUUGGAUCAAAUUAAAUUCUGAAAAGACAUAGACUUGAUCGGUGGGAGGAUACUGGCUGCAGGAUGUGAAGUUUUUGCAGUGGUGCUAUGACAAUCAAAUGAAAUAGUUUGCAGAACUAUGAAUUUAUACAGAGAAGCAUAAAUCCAGCUUUGCUUAGAAAUUCUUUUAUAUAUAUUUUUUUCUAAAUUGCUCACCCUGCCUUUGUUUUUCUUGAAUCACUUGUCGAGAAUCUCGACAUCCACCUUCACACAAACUGCAUCUCUGCCUCUUCUACAGUAAAUUACUUCUAUGUGACUGUUGCUCUUAGAGAAAACAAAUCGUCUCGCUUUCUCCCUAUUCCUAAAGGAACAAAACCUGACAGAAGGUUCUCGUUCGAUGAAACGUUUAACUGUAGUUACUGAAAAUAUCUGGCAGUCACGAGCCAGGUAGUGAAAAAAAAGCCACUAAAACGAAACCCCCAGAAAUGCACAACAUUUUACCAGGAGCUGAUUUUCUUUAUCUACAGUCGGAUUUUUCCUCAAAGUUCUUUGUUACUAAAAAAAUUGUCAUGUUUUAUCUUUCAGCCAGAUGUCACUGAUGCAUUGUGGGUAAUGCCAGUGCUUGGAGCUCUCCUGUCAUUUCCUUUUCUCUCAUCCUGCUGAAUAACAGCCAUCCACACUGACCUUGUACAUACGCUAUAGCUGAAACUAAAUGCAUGACUAUACUGACAGACAGAACCUCCAGAACGUUCUCUUGCCCCACAGGUUUGAUUUGUGGAAGCGAUCACAGUCUAGAGGGAUGCAUGUAUGGGUUUCUCCUGUGCGACAAGUUUUAUCUUCUGUUAAAGUGACUCUGUUACCUCCAUCUCUGUAUAAUGGUUCUUCACGAAUGAUAAAAGAAUGUAUACUCUCCGUCCUAUAGUUUCAGCCUGUUGCCAAAUGACCCCGACCUUUGGAGUGUUUUGGCCCCUGGUGGCUUCUCUCUCUCUCUCUCUCUCUCUCUCUCUCUCUCUCUCUCUCUCUCUCUCUCUCUUCUCCUCUCCCUCUUUCUGCUCUUCAAUCUUCUCCUCCCGACUGUUACUCGUUCCUACACCUACUGUAGCAUUUGUGUGCCAGUCACUGUAAAUGGUCAAUUCUGGUAUGAAAAAGAGCCUCCUCCCUCUCCCCCUCCUCCGGCCUCCUCUGUGCACUACCUAGAAAAUGGAAGCGGGUGACGUCUGAUUCCAGAUUGGCACGGCGCACUGGUCGUUUGCAUACGCUGACCUGAAUAUUCUGACGCCUCUGCAUUACGCAGUCUACUGCAUGACAUGAUAGACACAUAAAGAAGAUUCUAACCCCAUGUUCUGUACAGGACUUAUCUGAAGUGGCGUGUGUCUUCAUCAGAUCUGAUUGUUUAAUGUCGUUGCCUAUCAUGUCAGGUUCUGGACUGGGUGAAGUGUAAUUCUGUUCUGUUUUUGUUUUUUGUGCAAUGGUUUAUCCACUAGUUGCUUGGCACUUUAUUUGUGGCUUCCUGGCUAUUGAGCAGGGACUGUUCUGCCCGAUGUGAAUGCUGACUCUUUCACUACAGAUGUGUACACCGGAGAUAUUUUCAUGUCAAAGAAAAGAUGAAUUCUCUAUUUUCCUUUGUAAACUAUAUUUUGGCUUGUCUUGUUAUUUUUGUUUUUUAAUCCGUGAAGAUUUUAGGAGAUGCAACACUAAAAAGGGCUUACUCCAGGGCAGCUUGCGCGCUCGUGUUGGGAAGGAACGGCGCUCCGAAUGUAUUUCUCUGGUGGUCACCCCCCCCCCCCCCACAUCUGAGCGAGUCACGUAAAACGACCCUAUUGCAGUGGUUAGUUUCAGCCUCAGAAAGACUCGACACACAUGCUGCCUCCCAGUCUCAGCUCCUGAAGUUAUCCAGACCCUAAAAGGAAUGUGUGAUUCCAUCAAAAGUCAAACGUGCAGUUCUACUGCAGAACACCAUAAUCUACCAGAUGUUUACAGCUGCUACAAACAUGGUGGAUAAAGCUUGGUGAGCUGCAAGAUGUGUGAAGGUCGCUAAGUUAGAAACUAAGAAAUGAAGAGAUGACAUUUGAGACAAAGGCGUUUCACUCGUCACAGAGUGAACAGCAAAGGUUAAGAGUUGGAUUUAAGCAGCUUAUUAAAGUUAGAGCUAGAAUGUCACUCAGUGAACACAUACUGUACCUCCGCCAAGGCCCCACAGUCUCCUCAGGGAACCAUUUUGACAUUCACUAGAUCUGGAAUUCUAUUUGGAUCUGCACCAAAUUACACUCACACAUAAAUGUCAUUCCCCUCAACAUGUCUGGUUUUAUUUCAUCAAGAUCCAUGAAUUAUUCUCUGACAAAUCAACUAAAACAUCCGCCCGCUGAUCCAAGUCUGCAACAACAUUUAACGGAUUCUUCCCUGGGUUGUUUCCCACUCCUCCACAAAAUUUCAUGGAAAUCCGUUGAGGGUUUUUUAGUGUAAUCCUGUCGACAAAGGAACAAACAAAUGUAGGUGUAAACUUAAGCUUGGCGGAGGUAGAAAAAUAAAUUUAAAAAAAGUUAGUUUGAAGGGGAAAAGAAAUGUUACGUGUUCUCACAUGUAGAGUUUGACUUUCCAUUUAUACACAUUGCAUUAGUGUCACUAAAUCUAGUGAGUCUGAAACUAAACACUGAAUUGUAAACUUCUGGCCAACGAACUAAAACUGGAGGUCAAAUUUUCAAACACGAGAAAGACGGAUCACCUCAAAUCAUCUUCUACGUCUCGUAAAUCAUUGACUUUUCACUCACCUGCUUCUUUUAGGUUAAGACUCCUUCUUGGCACAGCCCGUGUUUCCGUUGUGUGAAAGAGCCUUGAAUCUAAAUCUGGAAAAGCAGAUGAGUGAAGCUCCAACAGGCGUCCUGUGUUUCCUGGGUCCCAAGAACAAAAGCUUAGAGUUGCUGCUCAGUUGUUUCUGCUUUUUCCCUGAGAGCUUUAGAUCUGAAUAACGUGUCCCUUUAAUAACCUGGGGUUUUCUAACCACAAUUCUUAGAAACGUGUAAAAGGUUAUGGAAAAAAACACAGUUUAAGUUCCACUUCAAGCUUAUAGUGAGAAUAGCAUUAUAAUCACUGUUGUCCUGUAAGUCGUAGUAAAAAGACCUGUAGUUAUUUAUUUGUUGCCGUGAUUCUCCUUAUGUGACCAUUUGUUUAUAAGAGGAAAGAAAAAUGUCAAUUAAAUUGAAUGUGGAAAAACAGAUUUUUCUCUGCACAUAGUCUUGAUUUGCAGAAUAAUGUCAAUUUAAAAAACAAACAAAUAAAAAAA